Messenger RNA from Hemicordylus capensis (graceful crag lizard), 6301 nucleotides. RefSeq names its product mitogen-activated protein kinase kinase kinase 21 (gene MAP3K21). Gene Ontology annotation, molecular function: ATP binding; protein binding; JUN kinase kinase kinase activity. Lineage: Eukaryota; Metazoa; Chordata; Lepidosauria; Squamata; Cordylidae. Bases 886 to 4059 code for a protein of 1057 amino acids. Gene Ontology annotation, biological process: protein phosphorylation. The transcript is spliced from 11 exons. The record is from RefSeq and is a predicted model, not a curated record.
UUGGGGAGUAGUGCGGGCAGAAGAGUCGCUCCCCCAGUGCCGCCGCCGCCGCGGGCUGAGGCCACGUCGCAUCACGCCGCGCUGUCUGAGUCACCGUUCCUCGCCGCCGAAGGGAGUUUUCGGGGGGCGCUUUACCUGUUGCCUCCCACCCUCCCCGCCUCUUCCUCACUCCCUGGCGCCGCGCACCUCUUCUCCCACCGGCUGCGUCGCUGCUUCCUUUUCCUCACCUGGGCCGCUGCCCCCGCCCCCGCCCCCCCCCCAGGCGGCCCCCCCACCCCCGCGCGCUCUUCCCAGCCCGGCUCCUUCGUCUUGCAGCUCCUGCUCCUUUAAUCCCUCGGCGGCCCCUCACCCUCUCCGUCUCCUUCUGCCUCGCCGUCCUGUCCACCCUGCCCCCUCUCUCUGUUUUUCAGUUUUCUAAUUAACGUAUUGGUCUCUCUCUUGUUUGGCCCACGCUUCUCUCUCCCCCCCCCCACCAUUUCUUAUCUCUCUCUCCUCACCCCAUUCCCGAAGCCUCCCCUCCUUCUGUCUCUUGAGUUCUCUAUGCCGAGACCUUUUCCACGUUCUCUGCAGCUCUUCCUCCGCCCGCCCCCUCUGAGCCCCCAUAGCCCUCUGGUUAUGCCUUCUCCUUAAAAGUCCCAUCCCUUUGGCUUGCUCUCUUCCUCCUUUGCUCGGCACUCGCGACCCUUACUCUGAUCUCCCAGGGAAUCCUCUCCCAGUUCCCGAUGUCUCUGCUUCUUUCUUCGUUGCCAUCUGCCUCCUCCCAUUUUCUUUGCAAUCUCUUUUAUGUUGUUUUAAAUCAAUGAAGGGUGAGUUUCUUCAGAGGCUUCCUUGACUGCUCCCAAUGUUGAGGCUGAGAUUGACGUGGUUAGUGCCUCUGCCUUGACCAUGGCUUUGCUGAGUUCUGAGGAAGUGACCGAAGGCACUUUGGGGGCUAGUGGCACCUCCUGUCCACUCUGGACUGUGCUGUAUGACUAUGAAGCCACUGGGGAAGAUGAGCUGAGCUUGCGACGGGGAGAAGUGGUUGAAGUUCUUUCGAAAGAUGCAGCAGUCUCAGGAGAUGAUGGGUGGUGGGCAGGAAAAAUCCGCCAUCGCCUUGGUAUCUUCCCAGCCAACUAUGUGACUUACCAGCCAGGGCGUUUCCAACAUCCCCAAUUAGGAAUGGUGGAGAAAUCUGGCCAGAACCUAGCUAUGCAUGAUGGGCAUCCUUCAAAUGAUGAAGGCCAUUUGGGUUCUCUAACAGAGAUUGACUUCCACCAUCUGGAACUGCAGGAGAUCAUUGGAGUUGGGGGCUUUGGCAAAGUUUACAGAGCUAUGUGGAAAGGCCAGGAAGUGGCCGUGAAAGCAGCCCGGCAGGAUCCAGAUGAGGACAUCAUGGCCACUGCAGAGAGUGUGAGGCAAGAGGCAAAACUAUUUUCUAUGUUAAAACAUCCAAACAUCAUUGAGCUCCAUGGUGUAAGUUUGCAGGAGCCCAACCUCUGCCUGGUUAUGGAAUUUGCGAGGGGAGGACCCCUCAACAGAGCUUUGUUGGGGGCUUCCCCCACCACUAGUGGGAGCCAUUGGGACCGCCGCAUACCUCCUCAUACACUGGUCAACUGGGCAGUACAAAUAGCUCGUGGGAUGUUCUAUCUACAUGAAGAAGCUAUCGUUUCCAUCCUUCAUAGAGACCUCAAGUCAAGCAACAUUCUAUUGCUUGAGAAGAUAGAAAAUGAUGAUAUUCAUAAUAAAACUCUGAAGAUUACAGACUUUGGCUUGGCCAGAGAAUGGCACAGGACAACUAAAAUGAGUGCAGCAGGCACUUAUGCCUGGAUGGCUCCUGAAGUUAUCAAGUCCUCCAUGUUUUCUAAAGGAAGUGAUAUCUGGAGUUAUGGCGUAUUGCUGUGGGAACUGCUUACAGGAGAAGUUCCUUAUCGUGGCAUAGAUGGUCUUGCUGUGGCUUAUGGCGUUGCUGUCAAUAAGCUUACUUUGCCCAUUCCAUCCACCUGCCCUGAACCAUUUGCUAAACUAAUGAAAGAAUGCUGGGCACAAGAUCCUCAUAUUCGACCAUCAUUUGCCUUGAUUCUUGAGCAGCUUACUGCCAUUGAGGGGGCAGUUAUGACAGAGAUGCCUCAGGAGUCCUUCCAUUCUAUGCAAGAUGACUGGAAAGUUGAAAUCCAACAGAUAUUUGAUGAAGUGAGGACCAAGGAAAAGGAGCUGAGAUCACGAGAAGAAGAAUUAACAAGAGCUGCUCUUCAUCAGAAAUCUCAGGAAGAGUUGCUGAAACGGCGUGAGCAGCAGCUAGCAAAACGGGAGAUUGAUGUGUUGGAGCGAGAACUAAAUAUUUUGAUACUCCAGUUAAAUCAGGAAAAGCCCAAUGUCAAGAAGAGAAAGGGAAAGUUCAAAAAAAGCCGAUUAAAACUUAAAGAUGGUCAUAGAAUUAGUCUGCCUUCAGAUUUCCAGCACAAGAUAACAGUGCAAGCUUCCCCAAAUCUGGAUAAGCGAAGAAGUUUAAACAGUAACAACUCUAGUCCACCAAGCAGUCCCCCAAUAAUUCCCCGUCUUCGAGCUAUACAAUUGAUUUCCAAAACCGAUCCAAAUACAGCUAAUGGGCGAAGAGACAGUUUAUAUGUGUACCAGCAAGAUGUAGAUAUCACGAGUGAAUAUGAACUUCCCUGUGGGGUUAAGAAAAAAGUAACCUCAGAUGAGAGCAAUAGAACUUGGGGAAGAAGUACAACUAACCAUCAGGACGAAUUUGAAGAUGUGAAGAGAAGCUUUAAAAAGAAAGGUUGCACAUGGGGGCCAAACUCAGUGCAAACAAAAGAGCGCGCAGAUUGUAAAGAAAGGAUAAGACCCCUCUCAGAUGGCAGUAGUCCUUGGUCAACCCUUUUGAUGAAGAAUCAGAAAGAUGUUCCAUUAGCUUCUUUGUUCAUGGACCAAGAACAGAAGCUGUCCCCUGAAGGUUUGGAUGCUAAGAGACCAAAGCAAUUAAAAUUGCCAAAUCAAGCCUACAUUGAUCUACCUAUUUGGAAGGAUGAUCAAGGACUACAUUUUGCAGAACAGGAGAACUUUGAAGAAGGAAAUUCAGCAAGUUCUGCAAAUAGCACUCCACAAAUGACCCCUACAAACACUCUCAACAGAACAUUACAGAAAAAGAAAACCGAGUCUGUGUUAUAUGGAUGUGCUGUCCUCCUUGCCUCAGUUGCUCUGGGCUUGGAUAUUAGAGAGCUGAACAAAUUGCAGGUUCCUGAUGAAGUACUGCCUAAGGAAGAAAAGAAAAGGCGUGAUGGACUAUUCCAGCGAGCUUCUAAGAUUCGCAGAAGUUCAAGCCCUGUAAGGUUGCAGUCCAAAAAAGAGGACCCACGCAGCCUUUUGCCAGGUCCGUCUGCAAGCACUGUGAAUCUUCUGUCUAUGUCUUCUGCUUCUACUAAAUGUCUCCUUCAGUAUGACAAUGAAGACACUAUUGUAAGCGCACUGCCCAAUAACCGAGAUGUUUCUGUUGAGCACUUUAUGCCUGAAAGCCACGUAAGCAAAGGAGAACGAAUGUUCCAAGUGGAUUCUGCCAUGAAUUCUAAAUUGUCGUCUCCCAGUCUUCCUCUGAAGCAAGGACCUCCAUAUUUAGCAAAUAUCUGUUCCUCAAAAGUGAGAGUUUUGCGUCAUAGACGGACCAUGUCAGAUGGAAAUCCCUGCCAUGCUACAACUAAUGGAAUUGCUAAUGGAGCUCCUGAGAUGCUGCACACUCCAACUCUCCAGCAGAAAAAUAAUGAUGCUUCACAUGAAAAGCAAGGAACUGUCAAUAUUAUACCAAGACCUCGACCUUCUUCUUUAAGAAGCAGACUAGAUCCUUGGCAGGCUAUUUCACAGUGUGUGAUGCCAAGCCCUUUUGAGAUGGAUCCUUUAGGGGGUGAUAGAGGUUCAAAGACUAACUUAACAACUGACAUUGAGAGAACUCAGUCCCAUAUGCCCUCCUUACUCGAUAUUGAUGUAGAAGGUCAGAACAGUGACUGUACAGUGCCUUUGUGCAGGAUAAAAAGUAAAUCAGGUCGGACAUCAAUAUAUGAACUGGAGAGAGAAUUCUUGUCUUAAGUUCCUUGGGUUCUAAAACUUUUAUGCCCUUUUAUAAAGAAAAGAAAAUGUAAAGAUGUUUUUAUAUGUUCAUAUCACAAUUUUAUGCUGCUUUAUCAUAAAUUUUGUGAUCAAUAUUGCUGGUAGUACACCAGACAGAUACAAUAUAUUGACAAUCCUUGUCGCUAUAUGAUCUUUGAAAUACUAAAACCUUAUCAAUCUGGCUAGAUUAUCCGGACAUCGGGAUGCCUCAUCCCAGCCCCUAGAUAUCCCACAAUGCACCGCACCAGUGUAUGGACAUGCGCACAUGCACACCUGGAGAUGGCUGGGAGCCCCCUCCUGUGUCAGCGCUGGUUGGGAUCAACCAGUGCCAACACACAAUCAGUUAGCCCAGGUUAAGGACGCACUCAUGCCUUUAACCUUGGCUAACUGGCAGGCUCCCUAGGUGGGUUUGCCAUGAAGGUGCUGCCAGGAGCCUUGAGGCACCUGGCAUUUCUCAUGGACUGCCAAACCUGGGCUUAGACUCAGCAUACUAUUGAAUGAGGUAGUGGAAGAGAAAUGGCAGGGGGAGAUCUUUAAAAUGCCCUUGUUUUGUGCCCUGUGUUUAUUGUUUAGUACAACUGAAAAUGCUGUUGGAGAACCUCAAUUAUUGUAAACGUUUGUGUCCUUAUUAUGAAUUACCUUAAUGUACUAAUGACCAUUAUUUGAAGUUCCUUGUCAGUAUAUGAUCUUUGAAAUGCUAAAACCUUAUCAAUCUGGCUUUUUGUUCAACAUCCGUAACUGUAUAGUGAUUAAUUUAAUGGUAGCAAUUACUUAUUGACAAGGGUGCAUUUGAAACCUAUGUGAGAAAUUUAAUUUUCAUUCUGUUUUGGUCAGUUAUGAUGUCAGUAUUCAUUUUUAAUGAAUUCCUGAAGGCAUUUUAAGAUACCAAGGCAUUAUUAAAAUGUAAAGUUGGGUUUUCUAAAAUUAAUAGUUCAUAAUUGCCAUUCUGGUGGAUUUGCAUAUGCUGCAGGAAUGAAAUUGUCCACUAAUGAAUCAUUAAUGUCCUGACUUUCUGUCAUCUUGUUUUAAGGGCUUUGGUUGAAAUGCUUUGGCCAGGAUCCAAAGAGCUCAGUGCAGGAAAGCACCUGCAUUCAUGAGGGGGAGGGGGAGCAAGUCUUGCUUCUUGACUGCAGCCUUUGCACCAUAUUGAAUUCCAGAGGGUCCUCAAACCUUCAAGAGUAGCUUUUCAAGGGGUGUGAGAGACUGCAAUAAGGAAGGACCAAAAAAGCUCCAGUGGCCAUGGAAAUCACCAUGCUCAACCCUUUGGAUCCUGCCCAUUGUUUCAGUUCUCUUAGCAGUGCAGAGUCUGAUCCCAACAUCAUCAUGAACGUUUAUCAAGUCCAGCCCAGUACAGUGGUUUAGACCCAAAUUUACUGCUCCUCUUGCGGUGACCCCUUCAGUGAAUGGGAGUUGCAUGAGCAGAACCCUUCUGUGACUGCAGCUCUCCUCCCUUCAUGGGAGGGGCUACCAUGAGCAGAGCAGUACACUUGGAUCAGAGCCUGAAAGUUCCAUCCUUGAUUCCAAAACCUACAUUGCAUUCUACAUUACCUUAGCUUCCAUGAUAAAAGUCUAAUUCUAGUGGAUUUGAAUUUUAAUAACUCAUAUAUUCUGCUGAAGGUAGCAUAUAAAAAUAAUUCCGUUUUAAUUUAUAAAGUGAAAAGACCAGUCUGAAAUAUCCUCACCUUAGAAGAAGAAACUGUAAGCAUUUGUUUGGACUGCAAGUAUUAUGUCUACCUGUAACUUUUAAGGUCUGCUAGCUGUGAUUUGUAUGGUCUUUGUACAGCACGUUGUGAUUUAAGUUAUUAUAUUUUAAUGUAUUUUUUCUCUUUGGUACUUUGUAUGGUUCUGUCAGUUUUGUUGUUAUAAGCAUUAACUUUUCAAAACCUCAGAUGCUGUACAGUUCUUUUAAAAUGCUGUCGCUUUAAAUCAGGUACAGCAAUGAAGCUUAGAGCUUCAUUAUUUUAAAAUGUGUAUGAUUUGGCUCUUUAUUUGAAUGGUGUUCACACACAUGUACAAUGAAGUUUGUGUAUGUCUUGCAUGUAGCUAGUAUAUUACAUUUUGAAGAUGACCACUAGAGCGUUGGAUUAUUUUGGCUGUUGUUAUGGAACUGUGUACAGUUUGUUGUUUUUCUAGGAUGAGAAAAUGGUUUGAAUUAUGCAGUACUGUAAUCUCAUCCUUUGAUAUAUGUUUUCCCUUCACCAUAAAUCUCUCAGGUCCUGAA